UCCAUCCACUCUCUCUCUUCCCCCUCGCUCUCACUUACAUGUUCCCCCUUAUUCACGAACCGGUGGAGCCAGAUUCUCUCUGGACAGGCACCUCAAUAUUCCUCAUCUGGUCUUUAAUUUUAACUUUUAAAUCCUCUUGCAGAGGAAUACAUAGUGCUCAAAAAGUUAUAAAGAUGCCCUCUGGUUCAAAUUCGAUAAGAAUAUCCGUACGAGGGAUCCCAUUUCUUGUGUGAUUCGCGCUAUUCCUCGUUUCCGUAUUGGUUGAUUGUUUUGUGGAGUUUUAUCGCGGUAAGGCAGGGUACAAGAAUAUUGAAAACGUAAACGUUGCAGACGAAAGGAUUUGUUCUUUCUCUAGGGUUCUUGGGAAGUGCGAACAUGAGGUUUGAAGGAGAAAUCCACACUGAAGUAGAGGAGGAGGCUGAAGAGAAAGAAGUGAAUUCAAUGGGCGGGUCUCCACAGCAACAGAAACUAGUGGUUGGGUAUGCCUUGACGUCCAAGAAGAAGAAGAGCUUUUUAAAGCCGAAUUUUAUUACUCUUGCCUGGAGUAAGGGUAUAUCUUUUGUUUCCAUUGAUCUAAACAAACCAUUGUCCGAACAAGGUCCCUUUGACAUUGUUUUGCAUAAGCUGUCAGGGAAGGAGUGGCGUGAAGCUAUUGAGGACUACAGGCAAAAACACCCUGAAGUUAUCAUUGUUGAUCCUCCAGAUGCAAUUCAACACUUGCAAAAUCGCCAGUCCAUGCAGCAAGUUGUGGCAGAUUUAAACUUAUCUGACUGCAAUGGCAAAGUCGGCAUUCCGCGACACUUGGUCAUCACAAAAGACCAGUCGUCCAUUCCUUACGAAGUUGCUAAAGCUGGAAUGAAGUUGCCACUAGUUGUAAAGCCUUUAGUUGUGGAUGGCAGUGCAAAGUCACACGAACUAUUUCUUGCUUAUGAUGAGUUCUCUCUUUCAACGCUUGAACCUCCAUUGAUUUUGCAAGAGUUUGUCAAUCAUGGUGGUCUUCUCUUUAAGAUUUAUAUUAUUGGGGAAACCAUAAAGGUUGUUAGGCGUUUCUCUCUGCCUAAUAUCAAUAAACAUGAUCUGUCAAAAGUGGCUGGUGUAAUCCAAUUUCCAAGGGUUUCAAGUGCUGCAGCUUCUGCAGAUGAUGCUGAUUUAGAUCCCAAUAUUGCUGAAUUUCCUCCAAAACCCUUGUUGGAAAGGCUUGCAAGGGAGCUUCGUCAGAGAUUGGGUCUCCGCUUGUUCAACAUGGAUAUGAUCCGGGAACAUGGGACCAAGGAUGUCUUUUACGUCAUUGAUAUCAACUACUUCCCUGGAUAUGGAAAAGUACCAGACUAUGAGAAUACAUUUACAGAGUUUCUUCUUAGCCUAGCGCCCAGCAAGUGUAAGAGGAGACCGCCUACUCUCGGAUGAAGGAACUGUACAUAGAUCCGUUAAAGGUUUCUUGAGUGAGAAGUGGGAAACACUAGGCUUAACAUCAUCUAAGUGCAGCUUUGAUGUCCGAAAGUUCCUUUUAAGAAGGGCUAUCAUUUUAUUUUUCUGGUGAUAUAUUUUAGGAUUUAAGACGCUUUUGGUUUAUCUAGUUUUUGCAAAACUCAAUUUUGCCCUCUUAGAGCAAUCUAAUUCUGAUUCUUAGUCACAUAUUCGCC
Molecule: messenger RNA, 1643 nt
Organism: Neltuma alba
Lineage: Eukaryota; Viridiplantae; Streptophyta; Magnoliopsida; Fabales; Fabaceae
Product: inositol-tetrakisphosphate 1-kinase 3-like
Exons: 10
Coding region: 376-1407 (343 amino acids)
Biological process (GO): inositol trisphosphate metabolic process
Cellular component (GO): cytoplasm
Molecular function (GO): inositol-3,4,5,6-tetrakisphosphate 1-kinase activity; inositol-1,3,4-trisphosphate 6-kinase activity; ATP binding
Source: RefSeq, a predicted model, not a curated record